This is a messenger RNA of Globicephala melas (long-finned pilot whale), 2848 nucleotides long. It is a transcript of the gene MXI1, whose product is annotated as MAX interactor 1, dimerization protein. Gene Ontology annotation, biological process: regulation of transcription by RNA polymerase II. Gene Ontology annotation, molecular function: protein dimerization activity; RNA polymerase II cis-regulatory region sequence-specific DNA binding; DNA-binding transcription factor activity, RNA polymerase II-specific. NCBI's taxonomy places the organism in Eukaryota, Metazoa, Chordata, Mammalia, Artiodactyla, Delphinidae. The record is from RefSeq and is a predicted model, not a curated record.
AUUCAAUCUCCCAUACACACAGACCCACUGCGAGACGGACACACACUCACACUCAGACACACAACUGCACGGAGCGAGGCUUGGGAAGUCAGGUCGCCUCCUCGCCUCGGCGCCUUCUUCGCUCCAGCCAGCCGGUUCUCCCCUGGGGCCCGGAGCUUGGUCGGGCCGCGCCGCCCCAAAACAGGACGAGCUCGGCGGACCCCGGUUCCUCCAUGGGCAAACGCGGGCGGCCGCGCAAGGAGGCGCGCUGCGAGGGUGCGGGGCUGGCCCCCGCCGCGCCCCCGGCCGUGACCGCGCCCGAGCCCCCGGCCCAGCCAGAGGAGCUCGCGGGGGCCAAGCUCAGGUGCCCCUUCUCGGACAUUUUCAACACCAGCGAGAACUCGAUGGAGAAGCACAUCAACACUUUUCUGCAGAACGUGCAGAUUCUGCUCGAGGCCGCCAGCUACCUGGAGCAGAUCGAGAAAGAAAACAAAAAGUGUGAACAUGGCUACGCCUCAGCGUUCCCCUCCAUGCCGAGCCCCCGGCUGCAGCAUUCAAAGCCCCCACGGAGGUUGAGCCGGGCACAGAAACACAGCAGCGGGAGCAGCAACACCAGCACUGCCAACAGGUCUACACACAAUGAGCUGGAAAAGAAUCGACGAGCUCAUCUUCGCCUGUGUUUAGAACGCUUAAAAGUUCUGAUUCCACUAGGACCAGAUUGCACCAGGCACACAACACUUGGUUUGCUCAACAAAGCCAAAGCACACAUCAAGAAACUUGAAGAAGCUGAAAGGAAGAGCCAGCACCAGCUAGAGAAUUUGGAACGAGAACAGAGAUUUUUAAAGCGGCGACUGGAACAGCUGCAGGGUCCUCAAGAGAUGGAACGAAUACGAAUGGACAGCAUUGGAUCAACUAUUUCUUCAGAUCGUUCUGAUUCAGAGCGAGGCUCCGGACGCGCAGGCUCAGCGGCCAUGGCUCACGGGCCCAGCUGCUCCGCGGCAUGUGGGAUCUCCCCAUACCGGGGCACGAACCCGUGUCCCCUCCAUCGGCAGGCGGACUCUCAACCACUGUGCCACCAGGCAAGCCCUGAGGAGAUUGAAGUGGAUGUUGAAAGCACAGAGUUCUCCCAUGGAGAAGUGGACAAUAUCAGUACCACCAGCAUCAGUGACAUUGAUGACCACAGCAGCCUGCAGAGUAUUGGGAGUGACGAGGGUUACUCCAGUGCCAGUGUCAAACUUUCAUUCACUUCCUAGAACCCAGCAUGGCAUAACAGUGCAGGGCAAAAUAUUCACUGGGCCAGUUCAAUCCAAACAAUCUCUUAAAUUGGGUUCAUGAUGCAGUCUCCUCUUUAAAGCUAAACAAAACUAUACUUGAAUGGAAGGGUCAAGAGACCUCUGUUUAAGCAAAUACUUAGCAAAAAGUGGAGCAGAGGCUCCCUCAGCAGAACAAAUAUUCUAAUAUUCAUAUCUGAAAAUCAGUUUCUAAUGGCAGCAGAAAACGUGUGAAAUUUUCUCGAUUUGAUUUAGUUGACUUGAAAGAGGACAUUGGAGAUUCCAUCCUCUUUUUCUUUUCAAGUUUGCUCAUACUACAUUGAUUGAGUAGACACAUUUAAGGAUGGGAUUAUGAACACUUACUGAGCUUUUUUGGUCCUAAAAACAAAAAUCAAACCUAUAGUAAUGACAAGACAAGAUAAUCAGGCAUUAAUCUUGGAUAGCUAAAGAACUAUUAAAACUCAAGCCUGGGACAGCUUCUCAUGAAGCCUGUGGAUGAUCAGUUCUUUAAAAAAAAAAAAAAGCUCAUUUCAUGCUCUGCAAAAGGAGAGACUCCCAUGAAGCCUUUUGAAAGGGAUCAUCAUGCAGCUCAGCUUUCUGUUGGAUUCCAUGCUAAGCAAGCUAACCUUAUCCAGCAUUGUUAGCACUAGGGCACCCAACCGCCAGCUCUACAGUCAGCUGCCCUUAGGCCCUUGGGUCUGUGUGCAUGACACCCUCUACCACACAGGGCCUGAGUUCGGAUAGAGGGGCCAGAAGGAAAAAGCUCCAUGUGCCUCUGUGUCUGCGUGGCCAGAAGAGUUGUGCACACAGAUUAGCAGGCCAAGGUCUGAGCCAUGGCAGCAUUUUUAUUUCAGAUUUUGAUAACUGUUUGUAUGUGUUGAAAACCAAAAUGACAUCUUUUUAAAGCUUGUCCAUAAAAAACAUAGACGUCUUUUAUAGUGAAAAACACAUGGGAAAAAAUCAUCUAUUUUGAUGCAGCAUUUGAUAAUGAUAAAACAAACACCUCACACCUCACUCUUUAUAGUGCACAAAAUGAAUGAGGUCUGGGCUAAGUAGAAAAAAGGUCAAUGCUGUUUUUGUUUUCUUUUAGAAUCAUUACCUUUUACCAUCUUUUAACCAUCUGAUAUCUAUAGUAGACAUACUAUCAUAGUUAACAUAGUUAAGUUCGGCACUUGUCUCAUUUUAAUGUAAAGAUUUGCUUCUGUUUUCCUACAGGCAGUCUCUCUCCCUCACAAUCCCAUUGUGCAGGUGAUAUUGUUGCUCUUGUCAAUAUUUUCAGAAAUGUUAUUUUAAGUGAAAUUCUAGCCUGCACUUUGAUGUCACGUGUUCCCUUUUUGUCUUUCAAACUCCCAGGUUCUCCCCUGGCCCUCUCCCUUACCCCAGGAAGCCUUGGAGACCUUACCCUGGCUCUUUGGACUUUGUAUACUUUAAAUAAUUUAACUACCCUUAAUUACUUAAAAAAGAAAAAAAAAAAGCUUUAUGAUUUUCAUAACUUAUUGCUGAUUUUAAUGGGUUAAUUUCAGUCCUGUAGUUUUAUUUUGUUUAGAUAGGGCUGGGCAAGGAAAAAGAAAAUAAAGACAACCAUAUUUAGCAGUGCA